Molecule: messenger RNA, 348 nt
Organism: Auanema sp. JU1783
Lineage: Eukaryota; Metazoa; Nematoda; Chromadorea; Rhabditida; Rhabditidae
Source: the annotation of a GenBank genome assembly
AUGAAUCACCCGGGUGAUCUGCAGAGAUCUUUAAACCUCAUCCGUGCCUCAUUUCCCUUUUAUUUUUCAAAAACUCUGUCAGGCUUUGUUUGCAUGUACGAGACACUCAUGGUCAAUGAAGAACUUCUUCUAACGUUCUUUAUUGACUUCGACUGGCGAAUGGAUUCGAACAGCUUCCGAACGAGAUACCAUUGUCCAGGUGUUACAUUUCUACGCUUUUCGUUUGAAGAAGAGCUAGAAGAUUUCAGACGCGUUGCGGCUCCUUGGGUUGAGCUCUGCUCAAUCCAUUUCUGGAAGUUUGAGGCAAGUUUCAACUUGAAUUGUGACGGAAUGUUCUCCGUUGAUUGA